CCAGAGACCACAGCAGACAUGAUCAAACGUAUCUCCAACUCCUCACACCUCAUGGUGUCUGCGUUUAAGGACCACCGGAGAGCUGGGGUGAUACGGGUGAUCAGCAUCGUCAAGAGGGAUGAGCUACAGAAGCUGUACUGCCUGCUCUGUCACACUAAGACUAACACUAGCGCUACUUCUCCAGGUCCAGGACAUGGGGCUGCUCCCCAGUGUGAGCUGUCAGAGGCAAAAGUUGAAAUACACACCGAUCACUAUCACUUUCCUUAUGGCACAUCAGACAUAUUCUGCAACAGUACACCAUCGUCCAUGGAGGCCACACAUGUUGCCAUAACAGCAGACCCAAACACUGUCCAGAGUUCAGAAUAUUUACUGAUCAAAAAUAAGAAGAUAGCAGAACCGUUUCAAUACGACUUUACCGUCUGCAUAUCCAACCUCUUUGGGGACUACAAUAAUGCCCUCCAGUUUCUGCAGACCAUGGAGGUCUACAAGCUGAUGGGUAUUCAACGAGUGGUCAUCUACAACACCAGCUCUGGGCCUGAUGUGGAAAAAGUACUCAAGUAUUACAAGAAAGAGGGCAUGCUGGAGGUUGUACCUUGGCCAAUAGACAAGUUCCUUAACCCCUCACGUGGAUGGCAACCAGACAAAGACCCUGGGGACCUUCAUUAUUAUGGACAGACCACGACUCUAAAUGAAUGCAUCUACAGAUACAUGUAUCAGUCACGGUACCUUCUCCUGAAUGACAUUGAUGAGAUUAUUAUGCCUUACAACACCAGAAAAAUCCCCAAUUUAGUGGACUUUGUGGAUGACCUACAGAAGAAGUACCCUAAAGCGGGGGUCUUCCGCUUUGAGAACCGUGUUUAUCCCAGAACAGUUUGUCAGUGUGAUGAUGGGGGGCGCUUUAGGUUGCUUGAGUGGGAAAGUGUGCCUGGUGCAAAUAUACUGCAGCACAUUUACAAUCAGCCAUACAAUGGAAAGGAGUACAAGGAGUACAAGAUGAUUAUAGAUCCUCGCCGUGUAGAGCAGACGUCUGUGCACCAAGCACUCGAGACUUUCGGGGCCCAGAUUCUUGUGCCGUUUGAUAUCUGCCACGUAAUACACAUCACCUUUCGAAAGAAACACGUCCGCUAUCAGAAGGAGCUGUACGAGGACAGGAAACUUUGGGAGUUUGAAACAAAUCUGAUUCCCAUUUUCAACCAUGCCCUACAUAAGUCAGGCCUGUUAAAAUAAUGUAAGACGGUCCCUUCGGUCAUGUAGAGUAACAUAAUUUGAAGAAAUUUGGCAGAAAAAACUCCUGGUCUUAUGUGAGGAAGUACA
Messenger RNA from Engraulis encrasicolus (European anchovy), 1314 nucleotides. RefSeq lists its product as uncharacterized. Gene Ontology annotation, molecular function: glycosyltransferase activity. Bases 19 to 1227 code for a protein of 402 amino acids. Gene Ontology annotation, cellular component: cytoplasm. The transcript has a single exon. NCBI's taxonomy places the organism in Eukaryota, Metazoa, Chordata, Actinopteri, Clupeiformes, Engraulidae. The record is from RefSeq and is a predicted model, not a curated record.